Messenger RNA from Amoebophrya sp. A120, 1907 nucleotides. NCBI's taxonomy places the organism in Eukaryota, Dinophyceae, Syndiniales, Amoebophryaceae. The record is from the annotation of a GenBank genome assembly.
UACAUAUGUUGGGCCAGAGGCGGAAAGCCAUAUUUUUGUCUUGAUGGAAAAGUAGUAGAGCACACAGUUGCGCACUCAUCACAUUUUCACAUAAACGCCUACACGCACACGAUUAAUAGUAUUAGUAACUGACUUUCGAUACAAUUUUCAACAGAAAAAGAACCAGAUAUAUACAGGAGCGAGUUGUUCCUACCACCUCGUCUCAACCAUGCGUGCUCAACCCUGGACGCGCAGCCCCACAGCCCCGCAGGUGGCGGCGGUCUGUAGACAGUGGGUCGCAUACCGGGGGCGCCGGUUGAUAUAGGUGCUCCUCCGUCCGCGUGUGUGACUUCGAUGAAGCCGCCUGCGGGUGUUGGGGUGGGGUCGUGCGUUCGCGACGUCGUUGUUGCGCCCUUUCGCGGUUCGUGACUUCUUCGUUGCAGCUUUUGCGUUGACGUUUGGUUGUGUCAUCACGACGUGACCAGACCUCUCGCGCAGGGGUAUCAGGAGUGCUGACUCGGAAGGAGAGCUGAGUUGCGUUGCCUACCGGCACUGCAACUCCGUCCUUCGCUCCUCGGCGUCGGUCCGCCGGUGUUCAUUGCUUAGGCAGUGAGCACAGUCGAAGGGGUUCAGCGGUUGGUGUGGGGGCGAGGGGUAGUCAGCUGUCCGUCUUCGCGCAGUCUUGAUUGCUUCUUCUCCUGUAGCGGACUUCUCUGUUGUUGUUCGAUUCAUCCAGCGUGCCUGGGAGCGCUUUGCCGAUCUGAUGAAGCAAAAUUCUUCGGGCUGAAGCAUCACGUUCACGUCGCCGCGCUUUGCGCUGUCUUCGCCUGGUAACAAGCCCGUGGAACUUUCCCGGGCAGACAUUCACUAGACACACCCGGGAGCAAACCCCCACAGCUUCGCCCGGUCCCCUCACUUCGCUGCAGGGAUUACGCGCCGGCACUGUUCCACGAUUUCGCUACCUAGCUCCGCAGCCCCGCGCGCCCGGCUCUCUGUCCCUGACAGCUCCGGGCCGCCCCGGCAUUUAGUCACAUUUGGGGAACGCGUCCGGCGGCCCAUGUCGUGUCCCACGGCUUGGCCCACCUUUACGUCCGGGACGUGGCUCUGUGGGGUUCGAGAGCCUGGCUUGCGUGGCUUGCUCACUGUAACUCGCUGUGCCGGCCGGGUUUUCUGUUUGCUGCCAGUGUGACCGUCGCAGGGCAUCGUGCGAUUCGGUCUGAGGCGCGCUCUGUCUCACAACUUGCGCUUCUAUUCAGUUGCGCGCGCCUUCAUCCUAUGGGUGAAUUGCGCAGUGAAGGCGAAAUUAUAUAUACAGGAGCGAGUUGUCACCACCACCUCGUCUCAACCACGCGUGCUAUCUAUCUUCGGCACCCCGUAGGCUUGGUCUUCGCCUUCAGCCCGCGGGCUUGCCUGCGCCUCUGCGAAAUCCCCGGCCGCCAUACCCCCCGGGGGGGCGACUUUCGGGGAGCCCCGGCCGGGCGGACGCUUCCAAGCGGCGCCCCGCCCCGUGCUGCCCCCACGGGGGGGUCUUCAACACCUCUUCGGGAAGUCUCCGGCACUGCUCGAGGGGCCUUCGAUACCCCUUGCGUGGGGCCUCGGGCGUCGCGAACUUGAUGCAGGGCAUUUCCGCUUCCAUCCCGCCAGGCCCCGCGGCGUGCCUUCGGGGCGCCUCGGGGGGCGGGCGCCUUCCCGCGGCGCCCCUUCGAGUGGUACCUACGAACGCCUCCAAGCGGCGCCCCCCCUCGCGCUCCUCCCCUUGAGGUGGUCUGCAGGACCCCUCGGUGGGAGCGAGUUGUUACUACCACCUCGUCUCAACCACACGUACUAUCAACUUAAGGGCUUCGCUCGUUCGCCAUUUUGAUAGCAUCCCUCUCCGUUCUCCGAAGGAGAAUCGAACGCGAUGGAUAAAGUAUACCAUGUGAAUCCGC